UAUGUCUGAACACAUUGAUGUGAAGGACAUUAAAUGUGAAAAGGUAGAUGAAAGCUUUAACAGUAAUUUUGAUACAGCACAUGCGUCUCUGCCUGCUGAGAAAAAUAUUAAAUGUGAAGAGUUUGAUGAAAGCUUUUACAGUAGCUAUGAUGUGACACAACAUAUGGUUGUUGAUGAGAAAAAUUAUGAGUGCGAAGAAAAUGAUGAGAGUUAUUGCAAUGAGAGCCAACUAGAUUAUCAUGUGGUUGUUGAUGAGAAAAAUUUUAAGUGUGAUGAAUGUGAUAAAAGUUAUUACACAAAGAAACAUUUGAAGGAGCACAUGGUUGUGCACACUGGUGAGAAAAAUUUCAAGUGUGAAGAAUGUGAUAAAAGAUAUUACAGGAAAGGUGAACUGAAGAAGCAUAUGGUUGUACACACUGGUGAGAAGAAAUUCAAAUGUGAAGAGUGUGAUAAAAGUUAUUACACAAAGAAACAUCUGAAAGAACAUAUUGUUGUACACACUGGUGAGAAAAAUUUUAAGUGUAAAGAGUGCAGUAAAAGUUAUUACAAAAAGAAACAUCUGAGGAGGCAUAUGAUUAUGCACACUGAUGAGAAAAAAUUUAAGUGUGGGGAAUGUGAUAAGAGUUAUUACACAAAGAAACAUCUGAAGGAUCAUAUGGUAGUACACACUGAUGUGAAAAAUUUUAAAUGUGAUGAUUGUGACAAAAGUUUUUACUUAAAAAGUAGUCUGAAGAAACAUAUGGUUGUACACACUGAUGAGAAAAAUUUUAAGUGUGAAAAGUGUGAUAAAAUUUUCUACUUAAAAAGCCACCUCAGGGAACAUAUGGUUGUACACACUGGUGAGAAGAAUUUUAAGUGUGACGAGUGUGAUAAAAGUUAUUCCUUAAAGAGUCAUUUGAAGAGACAUAUGGUUGUACACACUGGUGAGAAAAACUUUAAGUGUGAAGAGUGUAGUAGAAGUUUUUACUUGAAGUAUCAUCUUAAGAUGCAUGUGGUGGUGCACAGUGGUGAGAAGAACUUCAUGUGUGAAGAGUGUGGCAAGAGUUACACAACGAAGGGUAAUCUGAAGGAGCACAUGAUUGUACACACAGGUGAGAAAAAAUUUAAGUGUGAACAAUGUGAUAAAAGUUUUAACAGAAAUAAUGAUUUGAAGCUACAUAUGAUUUUACACACUGGUGAGAAAAAAUUUAAUUGUGAAGAGUGUGAUAAAAGCUUUUACAGAAAUAAUGAUUUGCAGCAUCAUAUGGUUGUUCACUUUGGUGACAAAAAUUUUAAGUGUGAAGAGUGUGGGAGAAGUUACUAUGCAAAGGGUCACUUGAAAGAUCAUAUGAUUGUGCACACUGGUGAAAAAAACUUUAAGUGUGAUGAGUGUGGUAAGAGUUAUUACACCAAAAAAGAGCUGAAGAGGCAUAUAGUUGUGCACACUGGGGAGAGAAAUUUUAAGUGUGAAGAGUGUGGUAAGAGUUAUUACAGAAAGAGUACACUGAAGCAGCAUAUGGUAGUGCACACUGGUGAGAAAAAUUUUAAGUGUGAAGAGUGUGGGAAGAGUUUUUCCUUAAAAAGUUACUUGAGUAGGCAUACGCUUAUGCACUCACUUUAGAAAAAUUGACAAAUACGAAUUUUGUGACACCUGUACAAGGAAAUCCUCUUGUGGCUGUGAGGUCUUACGACCAUCAAAUUUGGGUCAACAUAUUGCACAUCCAUGUUGUCUUUUAUCAACCUACCUUCUACAAGAACCAAGGCCAAGAUUGCUGAUGAGUCAAAGUUUAUAUUCUUGUCUAAAUUAUCCACUGGUUUUGAAAUUCUGGAACUGAAUCAGAAUAUUUAUACUGUCACACCAGAACUUCUCUUCCAGAACAGCUUGAAAUUCAUCCAAAAUUGGUGAAGUUAAAAGAGAUUGAACCUUUUGUUGUCCAGCCUAGAUAACUAAAAGAGUCUGGGCAGAAAAAUUUCUCGGACAGUUCAUGAUAUAUACUGUAAUGAAAAAAUUGAUCGAUGACUUUCACUAGUCAGAAAAUUCUUAAUUAACUUCAUUUCCCCACAUUAAAUGUACUGUACAGUAUUCCAAAUUAAUUACAAUCUUUAGGGUAUUGUACUGAUAGAUAUUAUAAAAAGUACUUGUGAAGUUAGUCUAAUAGGCCCAUUAGGGGCAGUAACAAUAUAGGAGCCUUCAGUAAACAGAGUGCCUGGUGCUGCUCUCAACAACCUUUACGUCCUUGUCUGUAAGUUACAUAUUGUAGCCAUUCACAGGUGGGCGGACUUGUCGGACAGUACAGUACCAUGUCACAAACCUACAACCCCGAGGACAGGAGCCAUGUACUGUAAUGUAUGUCAUUGUCAGCCCUACUCCUGAUAUAUGUUAAAACUAGAGUAUCUAUAUAAUGAAUAAUAUGAUAUUUUGUUAUAUAUUACUACUUGUAUAUCAAGUCGGUUUUUUGCCCCUUUAAAAUUUGAGUAAGGUAAAAAAAAAUAAGGUAAUAUUGUUCUCAUAGUAAAUAUUUUCCAUAUCACAUUUAAAUUGAAGGAUUUAUUGUAAGAUGUUCAACCUUUAUGUUAUAUUUUUAUAAUUAUGUUUACAUUGAAAUUCCAUGCUACUGUAGCACUGGGUCCAGGACGAAAACUCAGGCUACGAUUGCAAAUUUAUUUAUGUGGCGAGGAGAACCGUGCUCAAGCGCAGAGCAAGACUGAGCAACUGUUCCGAGGCCACCCACAAGUAUAUACACCGGCUGUCUGAACGAAGCUUAAGUCUCGAACCAAGUUCAGCCACGUCAGCCAGCCGACUCGACAACAGUUACAACAAAACAAUUAGUUUACAAUUUCAUGAGCAUAUACAAAAAUGUAUUUAGGCAUCUGUUCAAUUACAUUUACUUUAAUCUAUAAUUAUAAAAGAUGAUUGUGUAAUAACUAUGGAUAACAGUUUAAAUACAAGUAGAGAAUACAAUAAAUGAAAAGUGGUGUCAUAUCUCAAGGUAUAUAGAGAACAAUGAGUAGUUAUUCUUGAGUCCCUACACCACCUUUGGCAUAUUAUAAUUACAUCUGGAUAAAAUAAACCACCAGAGAAUAUUUUUAGGGUUUAUCAUUUGUAUUAAAAUAUAUAAAAGUACCUACUCUAAUUUUGUUUUACUCU
Homarus americanus (American lobster) is the source of this 3127-nucleotide messenger RNA. RefSeq names its product gastrula zinc finger protein XlCGF57.1-like. The transcript has a single exon. NCBI's taxonomy places the organism in Eukaryota, Metazoa, Arthropoda, Malacostraca, Decapoda, Nephropidae. Gene Ontology annotation, biological process: regulation of transcription by RNA polymerase II. Bases 2 to 1600 code for a protein of 532 amino acids. The record is from RefSeq and is a predicted model, not a curated record. Gene Ontology annotation, molecular function: RNA polymerase II cis-regulatory region sequence-specific DNA binding; DNA-binding transcription factor activity.